Limanda limanda (common dab) is the source of this 906-nucleotide messenger RNA. Its product is annotated as transcription factor Sox-14. Lineage: Eukaryota; Metazoa; Chordata; Actinopteri; Pleuronectiformes; Pleuronectidae. Gene Ontology annotation, molecular function: DNA-binding transcription factor activity, RNA polymerase II-specific; RNA polymerase II cis-regulatory region sequence-specific DNA binding. The transcript has a single exon. The record is from RefSeq and is a predicted model, not a curated record. Gene Ontology annotation, biological process: regulation of DNA-templated transcription; cell differentiation; anatomical structure morphogenesis. Bases 19 to 765 code for a protein of 248 amino acids.
AAUGUGUCAACUCCUGAAAUGGCAAAACCUUUAGAUCACAUCAAGAGACCCAUGAACGCCUUCAUGGUGUGGUCCAGAGGCCAGAGGCGAAAGAUGGCCCAGGAGAACCCGAAGAUGCACAACUCCGAGAUCAGCAAGAGACUGGGCGCGGAGUGGAAGCUGCUCUCCGACUCCGAGAAGCGUCCGUACAUCGACGAGGCCAAGAGGCUGCGGGCUCAGCACAUGAAGGAGCACCCGGACUACAAGUACAGACCCCGGCGCAAGUCCAAGAGCCUCCUGAAGAGGGACCGCUUCCUGUUCCCGCUGCCGUCUUUCCUCGGGGAGGCAGCGGAGCACCUGAAGGGAUUUGCCAUGGACUCCUUCCUCGUCCCCGGGGACAAAGCCCGGGCUCUCUUCGCUCCCUCCUCCUCCUCCUCAUCAUCCUCCUUCCUGCUGGAGCCGGUGGCGCAGUUCAGCACCGGAGCUGUCCAGCGCGUUGCGGAGAUCCCGCACUCCCUGGCCGGGGGCGCGCUGCCCUACGGCGCGCACAGCUUCGGCUACCAGACCGGCGGGAUGGGGGGACUGGGGGGACUGGCGUGUCCCGGACAGCACACCCACACCCACCCGUCACCCUCCAGCCCGGGAUACAUGCUGCCGUGCAACUGUAGUGCCUGGUCUGCGGCCAGUUUACACCCGCAGGUGGCGUAUAUUCUCUUCCCCGGAGGGAUGACCAAGAGCGGCAUGGACUCGUAUCCUUCCCCCGGAUCCAGCGUGCAGACUGGGUAGGAAGACGCACGUACACAACGGGGAACGUUUUACGCACAAGAUCUUCCCAUGCAAUGUAACAGACAAAGAGAAAGAACUGGGCUAUAAUAAAACGUGUUUUCUAAUCUAAUAAAUAUAACAGAAAAAUUGUUGACCUUUAUU